This is a messenger RNA of Chelonus insularis, 535 nucleotides long. It is a transcript of the gene RpS12, whose product is annotated as ribosomal protein S12. NCBI's taxonomy places the organism in Eukaryota, Metazoa, Arthropoda, Insecta, Hymenoptera, Braconidae. Bases 76 to 501 code for a protein of 141 amino acids. The transcript has 5 exons. Gene Ontology annotation, molecular function: structural constituent of ribosome. Gene Ontology annotation, biological process: translation. The record is from RefSeq and is a predicted model, not a curated record. Gene Ontology annotation, cellular component: cytosolic small ribosomal subunit; ribosome.
CAGCAACAUGCCGCGCGUACAGUUCAUCGCCAUUUCUUUUUCUCGUUCACAAAAGCAGCCUGAUCCUCCAAAAUCAUGUCUGACAACGAAGUUGACGAUACCUCUGCGGAAUUCCCUGCGGGAAAUUUUAUGGACGUGAAUCAAGCUUUACAAGAGGUCUUGAAAAAUGCAUUAAUCCAUGAUGGUGUUGUACAUGGCCUCCAUGAAGCUGCCAAAGCUCUUGACAAGAGACAGGCUAUGCUCUGCAUACUUGCAGAAAAUUGUGACGAACCAAUGUACAAGAAACUUGUCCAAGCUCUUUGCAAUGAACACCAAAUUCCAUUGAUUAAAGUAGACAACAACAAAAAAUUAGGAGAAUGGGCAGGUUUAUGUAAAAUAGACAGCGCUGGUAAAGCAAGGAAAGUAGUUGGCUGCUCUUGCGUCGUAAUAAAGGAUUUCGGCGAUGAGACUCCUGCUAAAGAUAUCUUGAUGGAAUAUUUAAAGCAAAAUUCUGUACACUAAGAUAAUUUUAAUAAAACAACAAAAUUUUAUUUAA